Molecule: messenger RNA, 3961 nt
Organism: Hippocampus zosterae (dwarf seahorse)
Lineage: Eukaryota; Metazoa; Chordata; Actinopteri; Syngnathiformes; Syngnathidae
Product: EH domain-binding protein 1-like protein 1
Exons: 21
Coding region: 457-3732 (1091 amino acids)
Molecular function (GO): protein binding
Source: RefSeq, a predicted model, not a curated record
CGCCAGAUGCAACUCCUUUCCAAAGCUCAAACGAAGAGAAACAACUUUGGACUUCUUUUUUUUUUCCUUCGUAAGUCGGCGACAGCCAGGAAGCGGCGAUGGGCGGGGUCAAGUGUUCGGGUGACGUUUGUUUCGUCGGAACCACUGAGUCACGCCCCGCCCCUCCACGCGGCUGUUUCUGUCAGUCAUCCUCAAAAUAGCUCCCUGCUGUCACCCCCGCGUGAACGCGCACGCCCACUCGAGUGACAAGAACGCGUGCGUGGCAGGAUCAAAGUCUGGCCCGGACGUGAAUCUUGAAAGACUCUACGGGCGUCGCCUGAUGUGCGUGCGUGCGCGCCUCGCCUUGACCUUUGGUGGGACCUCCCCCGGAGAGACUGCCGUGCCGAGGCGCGUGCGUGCCACCGGAGGAACUUGACGGAGGCCGGGAGCCACGCGGACGUGCUUGGUGUGUUUGCGAUGACGUCGGUGUGGAAGAGGCUCCAGCGCGUUGGCAAAAAGGCUUCCAAGUUUCAGUUUGUGGCUUCCUACCAGGAGUUGCUGCUCGAAUGUAAAGACAAAUGGCAACCAGACAAGCUGCGUGUGAUUUGGACCAGGAGGAACCGACGCAUGUGCUCCAAGGCGCACAGCUGGCAGCCCGGCAUCAAGAACCCGUACAGAGGGAUGGUUGUCUGGCCCGUCCCGGAGAACAUGGAGAUCUCGGUGACGCUGUUCAAGGAGGCGGGCGCCGACGUCUUUGAGGACAAAGAGUGGACCUUCGUCAUCGAGGGUGAGUGCAAAGGCCACCGUAAGGUUCUGGCGUCCGCCGCCAUCGACCUGAAGACUUACGCCGGCGUGACGCCGACGCAGACGGACAUCAGGCUGCCGCUCAAACCGCUGUCCGUCAAAGUGGUGGAGGCGGAGCUCAAGCUCUCGCUGUCCUGCAUCUUCGUGCGCGAGGGAAAAGCCACCGACGAAGACAUGCAGAGCCUCGCCAGCCUGAUGAGCGUCAAACCCGACGUCGCCGACAUGAACGACUUCAACGACAGCGACGAGGACGGCGACGGCAGAUCUGCCGGCGGCGGGACGGCCGUUCCACGCCCUCUCGUGCGCCCCAAUCGGCCCGCCCCUCCGCCGCCCGAAACGGCAAGCGCACCAGCGCCGCCCUCUUCGCCGCCCCCCGCCGAUGACGUCACCGCCGUCCCGCUGCUGAGUCGCCCGGACCUGGACGCCCUUUGCGAGCCCGCCGCGCCGGCGCUUGGCGCCCCGCGGCCGCGGGCCUCGCCGACUCACCGUUCCGGCGGCCCGUUCAGCCUCCCGCCGAAGGAGACUCCCAGCGGGUUCUCCGCCUCGGAGGAGGCGGCGGAAAGGGAAAGGGAAAGGAGGCGCGAGCGACACGAGGAGGAGAAGAGGCAACUGCUGGCCCAAGAGAAGAGGCGACUCUUGCGGGAGCACGAGGAGCUGAGGAAGCUGAAGGAUCGGAGGAGGCGCCAGGAGGAGAGGCUGCUCCGGGAGAAGCGAGAGCGCGACCACAGGCUGCGACGAGAGGAGGACGCCGAGAGCGAGAGAGACGAGGAGGAGGAGGCCCGAAGGAGAGAGGAGCCCGAGAGCCCGCGGCGGGCCUGCGAGGAGGAGGCCCCGCUGGUCGGGGUGAGGCAGGAGGAGGAGAAACGCUCACAAUGUCAGCGGCAGGGAGAGGAGAGCGAGGGGGGCGCUAACGCUAACCAAGAGGAGACAAAGGAGGAGGCGGCGCGGGAAAGGAAGGAGCCUCAAACAUCGGCAGAUGACAAAGCCGGGAGGCACGAGGGGGAGACGGAGAGCACCAUCUGCCUGCAGGAGGAGACAGACUUGCAAAGAUUGACAGAGGAGGAGGGGGCGGGCCACGAGGAGCAAAGCUCCGGGGCGGGGGGCAAAAAUGGGGAGGAGGAGGAGGAGCAAAAGAAGAGCGAUGAGGAGCAGAGAGAAAGGGUGGAGGGCAAAAAGAGGCAAAGUGAGAGAGAGACGGAGGGGGGGCACCACGGGAGGCUGCGAGCGGACAAAGGCGCGCCGCCAUCCCGGGAGGAGAGGAGAGGGAGCCACCAAAGCCCAGAGCGGGAGGAGGGCCAGCCCAGCCCGAGUCUUGGCCCGCGGGGGGAGACCACGCCGGCACGUGGCGGUGGCGAGGCGGCGACGGAGCGCGGCGCCGAGGCCUCGCCUUCGGCUCGGGUCCCGCCCCCAGAAGCGCAGCCCGCCCCCGUCCACGCGGCCACGCUCGGCCUGGUUGCCGGGUUGCGACGAGCCGCCAAGGAGCAGGAGGAGGAAAGGAGGGCGCGGGAGCGACCGCAAAAGGGCGGGGCGGAGGAAGAGAUGCACCGAGGAGAGGCGCCGGAUGACCAAGGAGAGCGGGAACCGGGCGCGGCGGGACCAGAGCGAGCGAAGAAAGGCCACCGCGGCCCAUCGGAGGCGGAGCUCACUGACAUUGCUGACGAGCAGGAUGGCGCCGCACGCCUCGCAGCGCCCGAGAGCCCACAUCCCGCCCAUCCUCGCGCUCCUCAGCCCCCUCUUGUGGAGGUCCUCGGCCCCCGCCGUCAUCUCGACUCUCCUCCGGGCUGCCUUGUCCUUCGGGAGGACGCCGGCGAGCUCCCGAUUCCCGAGGCCCAAGAUGGCGCCGAGUCCGAGCGCUCGUCGUCGGGAGAAUGCCCGCCGUCGGAGCGGCGCGGCGGCGAGUCCAUGGCGGCGGCAACCGGCCCCAUCAGGGAGGAGGCCGACGGAAAGGACGCCGCCACCGCCGUCGUCGAUGAGGGCCCGGUGACCUGCAGCCAGUCGCUGCUGCGGUGGUGCCAGGAGGUGACAGCCGGCUACCCGGGGGUCAAGGUCAGCGACUUUGACGCGUCCUGGAGCGACGGCCUGGCCUUGUGCGCGCUGGUGCAUCACUUCCACCCGCAGCUCAUGGAUUUGCGGGAGUUGAACGCUCACCACGCCGAAAUGAACAACAAGAAGGCCUUGGCCGCCUUGGAGUCGCUGGGCGUGCCGCGCCUCCUGGAGCCGUCGGACCUGGCGGCGCGCCCCCUUCCGGACCGCCUCAUGGUGAUGACGUACGCCGGCCAGCUGCGCAGCCACUUUGCCCGCGCCCCCCGCGGAGGAGGGGCCGCCCCGCCCGACCCGCCGCCGAGAGUGGAGAGGCCGCUGGAAGGAGAGGCCCCGCCUGGCGUGCCGCAGGAGGAAGAGGGCGAGCGCAUCCAGGAGUCUGCGGCGGGCGCAGAAUGCCAGCAUCCCCAAGAAGAAGAGGACAAGGCCGCGUACGUGCUGAGAGAGACGGCGGCGUUGGAGGCGGAGCAAAAGCGCGUCGACAACAGGGCAGCGGUGGUGGAGCGACAUCUCAGGAGCCUCAUGGAAAGCGGGAGCGACCGCGCUGAGGAGGAGCGUCUGAUUCAGGAGUGGUUCACGCUGGUCAACAGGAAGAACGCCUUGAUACGAAGACAAGACCGCCUGGAGCUGCUGCAGGAGGAGCGCCACCUGGAGAGACGCUUCGAGCUUCUGACCCGAGAGCUGCGAGUCGCCAUGGCCGUGGAAGACUGGCAGAAGUCGCACGGCCAGCGAGAGCGCGAGCAGCUCCUCCUGCGCGAGUUGGUGUCUCUGGUCAACCAGCGCGACGAUGUGGUCAGGAACAUGGACGCCAAAGAGCGAGGGGCGCUGGAGGAGGACGAGCGUCUGGAGCGCGGCCUGGCCAUGCGGAGGAGGAAGUACGACCGCAAGGACAAGUGUGCCCUGCAGUGACAGGCGCGCGCACCGCUGCUCUUCUGCUGCUCGCACCGCCGUUUGAUUUAUUUGCCCGGAGAUUUGUUUUUUUUUUCUGCUCAGAGUGUGUGAGGGUUUGGAAGAAACGGUGACGAUGAGCUGGACUCGACCCGGCGGUGGUCGGAAUGCUCACGACUGCCCCCUCCCCCAGCUGACGUUGUCAUCUGUCUGCAAUUUCCAGUUUCAAAUGAAUGCUUUUAUCCCUUUU